Molecule: messenger RNA, 567 nt
Organism: Opisthorchis viverrini
Lineage: Eukaryota; Metazoa; Platyhelminthes; Trematoda; Opisthorchiida; Opisthorchiidae
Exons: 4
Coding region: 1-567 (188 amino acids)
Source: RefSeq, a predicted model, not a curated record
AUGAGCCGUGAAUACGAAGAAAAGUCCGAUGCCUUCAGAGUUGCCUUUCGAAAGUUUCACAUUGGUCCACCCAGAGAAUACCCCUCAAACAAACGACGGGCUGCUUAUCGAAUAGGCAGGAAUGAAUCCUUCAAUAUUCUCAUGGUACGCUUCCUUCCGCAACCUGGUAACGAUGAUUCUUACUCCGAAUGUGAUGCAGUCGGUCGUUGGCCUGCUCGCAGAGACAUUGCCAGUUUGCAGUCAUGUGGACGACUCCACCUCUCUUGUUUGCAUUUACAGCGACGAAUACCGUCCAUAUGGCCGGCCUACUCCGCUUUGUGUAACAGCACUUCACCAUCGCUGCUAUAUAUGUGCAUGUUGUGCAGCAUUUACUCUGAGAAUAUGGCAAAGCUCUCCCCAGAUAAACGCUGUCGACCAGUUAAUGAAGUAACUGAUGGCCUGGGUUCCGCUUGCGUUGUAAUCGAAGUUAACCAUGGGUCUCGCAAGGCUUCGGCGGCUGUCGGUCUUUUGGAUGGAUCUGGAUGUAACAGACGUUUUGUGAAUUUAACCAUUUUCGGUGACAACUGA